This is a messenger RNA of Medicago truncatula (barrel medic), 1130 nucleotides long. Its product is annotated as UPF0307 protein PMI3641. The transcript has 6 exons. The record is from RefSeq and is a predicted model, not a curated record. Bases 41 to 931 code for a protein of 296 amino acids. NCBI's taxonomy places the organism in Eukaryota, Viridiplantae, Streptophyta, Magnoliopsida, Fabales, Fabaceae.
CAAGAGACAGAGAUAGAGUGUUUCAUUCAUUCAUUCACAUAUGAGCUUGACACAAGUAGUAUUCCGGCCUCUAAGACAUUGGCCAUGGCUGUUGCACUUUCACCACCACCACCAUCCUACUUCUUCUACUAAAUUUUCUGCACUAUAUCAUCAUCUUCUUCUUCCAACAUCAUCACCACAAGAAUCCAUAAAGAUACGUAGUUUCUCUUUAUCUGCAUCUCGCGGAAAACUUCGAAGAGCUGAUUCUCCACUACCCACCGCUCCCGAGGAAGAAGAAGAAGAUGCUGCCAUUAAAAGCCGCAACCAAUUGAAGCGUGAAGCAAAACGUGCUGUUAAAUGGGGAAUGGAUUUGUCUUCCUUCUCUCCUCCCCAAAUCAAACGCAUCCUUAGGGUGGUUUCUUUGGACCAAAUUGUCUUUGAAGCUCUUAUGUUGGUUAAGAGAAUGGGACCGGAUGUUCGUGAAGGAAGGCGACGUCAGUUCAAUUAUAUAGGAAAGUUGCUACGGAAUGUGGAACCGGAAUUAAUGGACCGAUUAAUAAAAGCAACAAAGGAUUCUGACCAUAAGGAGCUGCAAGCUUUAACUGGCUUGGGGCCUGAUGAUCCUGAGGAUGAUAGUGAGAACUUGGUAGAAACUGAAGACGAGAAGGAUGAUGAGGAAUCUAAGCCUUAUGAUGAUAGUCAAGUAACAAGGUGGUUUGAUGGUUUGAUCAACAAGGACAUUCAAAUCACCAAUGAAGUUUAUUCAGUUCAAGGUGUUGAGUAUGAUCGCCAGGAGUUGAGAAAGCUGGUACGUAAAGUGCACUUUGCUCAAGAAACGAAGGCUACGGAUGAAGAUGAGGAGAAAAAAAUAGAAAAGGCAGAGAUUAGGGCUAAGAAGGCCCUCACUCGUUUUCUCCGUAGUCUUUCAGAGAAUAUUGUUGAUGAACAUUAGACAUUGUUAACCAUGCAUUGUUUUGUUGGGAUACAUGAUAUGAAAAUAUAUUAUUUUUAAUAGUUAGAAUAGUGAAUGGUUGAGUUUUUGUUUAGAAUGAUCAUUACAUUUAUGUUGCAGUCCUCUAAAAAGAUUUGUACUAGGUUCAUAAUAAUCCUGACUGGUUUAUUUGAAUGACCAUCUAAUUUUCUUAGCGUCA